Gastrolobium bilobum is the source of this 865-nucleotide messenger RNA. RefSeq names its product peroxynitrite isomerase Rv2717c. The record is from RefSeq and is a predicted model, not a curated record. NCBI's taxonomy places the organism in Eukaryota, Viridiplantae, Streptophyta, Magnoliopsida, Fabales, Fabaceae. Bases 55 to 561 code for a protein of 168 amino acids. The transcript has 4 exons.
AAGUGGAUUGUACCAUAAAGUCACGAAACAUUUUCGAAAGCGAAAAAAGAAAAAAUGGAUGCAAAAAAGGAGUCUCCGGCACCGGAAUCAUCACCGCCGGUGUUGCAUCCGGCGGUGGAACCAGUCUCCUAUCUUCUAGGAACAUGGAGAGGCCAAGGAGAAGGAGGCUACCCCACCAUCCAUUCCUUCUCCUAUGGUGAAGAGCUUCACUUCUCUCAUUCUCCCAACAAGCCUGUCAUAGGGUACACUCAGAAGACAUGGAAACUCAGCUCUGGAGAGCCUAUGCAUGCUGAGAGUGGAUACUGGCGUCCUAAACCUGAUGGCACCAUUGAAGUUGUGAUUGCUCAAAGCACUGGUCUUGCUGAAGUUCAGAAAGGGACAUUUAGCACUGAAGAGAAAGUCAUACAGCUUCAGAGUGAAAUAGUGGGAAAUGCUUCUAAGGUUAAAGAGAUAAGAAGAUGUUUCCAGCUGGUUGAUGGGGUUCUUUGUUAUGAUGUUCAGAUGGCUACCAAUACAAUAAUACUUCAACCACACUUGAAAGCAGCACUGAACAAGCUCUGAAGCAAAACAUCUUCCACAUUGUGGAGCCAUCCAAUGUGACUCUUUUAGCAGCAAUUUAGGCCACUCUGGUAAUUUUCUGGAAAUUAGAAAAAAUGAGCUCGUCUACAACCUAUGUAACACGAUUCUGUGUUUGCCAUGUUCAAAAGUAUUGUAUACAUGGUUUUGAAGACCAUAUGUUUGACUGAACCUGACAUCAUUUAAUUUUAUUGAAAACAGUCAAGCAGGAAAUAUUGUGUUUCUCCAAUUGUAAAUCAUAUAUUCUUUCUUUGCUAUUUCAUAGUCUGAAGCUAUUAUGGUGCAUUAU